CCGGAAGUGUUUACAUCGCAAGGCUAAGCUAACAAGCUAAUCGAUCUGUGUCCCGUUUUAUCAGCACCGGAGCUCCAGAACUGGUUCUGUUCGUCAGCGAGCCGCACUGUGGUUCUGUAAGGAGUCGUGAUGAGUCUUCAGUGGACGGCGGUCGCCACCUUCCUCUACAUCGAGGUCUUCCUCGUUCUCCUGCUCUGCAUCCCCUUCAUCUCCCCCAAGAGAUGGAGCAGGAUCUUCAAGUCCCGUGUGGUCCAGACCAUCGCUCUGUACGGGAACACCUGGUUCAUGGUGGCCAUCGCCAUCCUCGUCUUCCUCCUCAUCGAUGCGUUCCGUGAGGUCAGGAAGUACAGCGUCACAGACAAGGUGGACGUGACCAACAACCCGACGGCCAUCGAGCACAUCCACAUGAAGCUGUUCAGAGCUCAGAGGAACGAGUACAUCGCCGGCUUCGCCCUGCUGCUCUGCCUAAACUGCACGAGGCUGGGAUCCAGGUGCCAGAGGGUGGGAAACCAGGAGCUGGACCCCAGGAGGAGAACAAGACCCUGAAAGAGGAGCUGAAGACCCUGAAGACAGAGCUGGAGACCACCAAGAAAGCUCUGCAGAAGUCAGACAGUGAUGUUUGUGCCAUGAAGAAACAGGCUGAGAACCUGACGCUGGAGUACGACCGACUGCUGGAGGAGCACAGCAAGCUGCUGGCGAGCAGCGAUAAGAAGUCGGACUGAGGAGGAUGAAGGUCGUGUCCAUCUCGUCAUCUUCAUCACAUCAGUCUGAUGGUCUUCAUGGUCCUGCUGGGCAACACGUCUGCGCUGUGAUUGGAUGAUCAGGCUGUCUGUCAAACUCUCUUCCUGUUUACGUCUCUUAUCUGAAGUGUUGAUUUCUGACCUGCUCAGAUUUUUGUUAUUCUUUCUGUUUUUCUGCGAGGACACUUCCUGUUUCCUGUUUCCUGUUUCUGCAGAGCGAAGCUUUAAUGUUUCUGCAGGAAGUGGUCAGCUUCCUUUCAAAAUAAAAGCAUCUUUUGUAACGUUUGACACUUUGCACAAGUUAAAUAAAACGGAUGGUUUGUACUGAAGUCUGAAGCUGUCUGGAGUUUAGUGGACCUGAGUGUUUGGAUCAGAACCAGACUCURGAGCCUGUUCUGGAUCAGGUCUGGGGUUUGAAACUUGACAAACUGUAUUUCUGUUGGUUGAUCAGACUUUUAUUGUGUUUGUAAGUCAGAAUAAACAACAUAAACAACAAA
Molecule: messenger RNA, 1237 nt
Organism: Austrofundulus limnaeus
Lineage: Eukaryota; Metazoa; Chordata; Actinopteri; Cyprinodontiformes; Rivulidae
Gene: bcap31
Product: B cell receptor associated protein 31
Biological process (GO): endoplasmic reticulum to Golgi vesicle-mediated transport; intracellular protein transport
Cellular component (GO): endoplasmic reticulum; endoplasmic reticulum membrane
Source: RefSeq, a predicted model, not a curated record